ACAUUGAUCGGCAGCACUAGUUCAACCUAAUAAUCACUAACUAAUGUCUGUCGGAAACGUUUGUAGACGCUUUAAUAAAUCCAUUUUAUUUUAAUUCCUUGUUAAAUAAAGUACCUACCUGUCUGGUUACUUUGGAGCGGAGCUUUUGUUGACACGGUAUUCCUGCAAAAUUUCGUGCCAUUGUUAGUGGAGUAACUUCUACAAAGAUGUUGCAAAUAAAUAAAAAAAUAUUAUCUGCAAAAUCAUUAUUAAAAUCUGGAUAUAAAACUUUUAGAUUAUUGACCACAAGUGCUCAGUGGGAACCCAGCACCCCAUGUAUUAAUACAUCUGUUCCCGGCCCGAAAACACAGGAAUUAUUUAAGGAACUUAAUUCUCUUCAGCAAGCACAAUCUGUACAACUUUUUGCCGAUUAUGACAAGAGUAUUGGAAAUUAUUUUGUUGAUGCUGAUGGUAACCAGUUUUUGGAUGCUUUUACUCAAAUAUCGUCAGUUCCGAUUGGAUAUAAUCAUCCAGAAUUAUUAAAAGCUUUUGAGGAUCCACACAAUCUCAGAUCUUUGGUAAAUCGACCAGCACUUGGAGUGUUUCCUGGAAAGGACUGGCCCGAGAAGUUGAGACAUGUUUUACUUUCAGUAGCACCAAAGGGCCUUAAAAACAUAUCUACAAUGAUGUGCGGUUCUUGUUCUAACGAAAAUGCGUAUAAAGCUGUUUUCAUGUGGUAUCGUAAGAAUCAGCGGGGAGGCAAAAUAGAUUUCACACCCGAAGAGCUCAAUUCAUGUAUGAUUAAUCAGUCACCGGGAUCGCCUAAUUUGAGUAUCAUGUCUUUUCAGGGAAGUUUUCAUGGACGCACUUUUGGCGCCUUAUCCACUACAAGGUCAAAGCCCAUUCAUAAGUUGGAUUGUCCUGCGUUUCCAUGGCCAGUUGCUCCGUUCCCGAGAUACAAAUAUCCUCUUUCGCAAUAUCAGCGUGAAAAUCAACAAGAAGAUGAGAAGUGUCUCGAGCAAGUGGAAGAUUCUAUUGAAAAACACGAGAAAACCGGGUAUCCCGUGGCGGGAAUUAUAGUGGAACCAAUUCAAUCCGAGGGAGGAGAUCAUGAAGCUUCACCACAGUUUUUCCAAAAACUACAAGAAAUAUGCAAAAAGAAAGGAGUGGCUCUUAUUAUUGACGAGGUACAGACAGGCUGUGGACCGACGGGAAAAAUGUGGUGCUAUGAACAUUUUGAUUUACCAAGUCCGCCAGACGUGCUUACUUUCAGCAAAAAAAUGUUGACAGGCGGUUUCUACUUCUCUGAAGAGUUCAAAGUCCCGCAUGCUUACCGAAUUUUUAACACGUGGAUGGGUGAUCCAGGAAAAUUGAUUUUAUUAGAACAAGUACUCAAAGUCAUCCAACGAGAUAAUUUGAUCAGUCUUGUGAACGAAACUGGGAAAGUUCUAAAGGCGGGAUUACAAGAACUCGAGGGCGAGUUCCCCAAUAUUAUAAACAGCGUUCGUGGACGUGGCACAUUUUUAUCUUUUGAUGCUUGCAAUACUGAAACAAGGGACAAAAUAGAUAAGAAUCUGAAGAAGAAUGGUGUAUUGGGAGGAGUUUGUGGCGAAAAGGCAAUACGGUUGCGACCUGCUCUUAUUUUUGAAACAAAACAUGCCCAAAUUUAUUUAGAACGCUUAAAGAAAACGUUGAAGGAAUUGUAAGCUCAAUUUUCCAUAGAGAAGCGUUCCAAGUAGCUGUGGAUGUUGUAUUCGUAGGUGUUUCUGAACAUUAAACCAUUAUAUAUUUUUUGUAUGUAGUGAUUUUGGAAAUUACAUUUUUUUAUAUAUUUAUUUUAUUUUGAUUUAAGCACAGUUGAGCUAAAAGUGCCAUGAGAUAAAUAAAGGUAUUAAGUUGUUUUUU
Amyelois transitella is the source of this 1884-nucleotide messenger RNA. It is a transcript of the gene Gabat, whose product is annotated as 4-aminobutyrate aminotransferase, mitochondrial. The record is from RefSeq and is a predicted model, not a curated record. The coding region runs from base 207 to 1685 and encodes 492 amino acids. NCBI's taxonomy places the organism in Eukaryota, Metazoa, Arthropoda, Insecta, Lepidoptera, Pyralidae. The transcript has 10 exons. Gene Ontology annotation, biological process: GABA catabolic process. Gene Ontology annotation, molecular function: pyridoxal phosphate binding. Gene Ontology annotation, cellular component: mitochondrion.